AUGACACCAAGCAAUGAUGAUCACUCACCAACAAUAUCCACAAAAUCAUCAACGACGGAGAGUUUAAGCGCGUCGUCGUCGAAAGGAGCAGCAACAACAACACCCAACAACACUAGCAAGAAACAACAUGAACAAUACCAUCAUCAACAACAACAACACCACUCCACACAGCUCAAAUUUGUGUUCACCUACCAAAAUCAACAAAUCGUAAUUUAUGAUAAACAAAUCCGAAGCCUUAUCUUUUGGCUAGUGAUCAUCUUUCUCCAUAUAUCCAUUCUGAUCCUCGUUUAUUAUAGACAACAAGUUCCGAAUUUUUCAUCAUCAUCACUCUCCUCCUCAAAACUUUCCGAAUUUUCUUCUCAACGAUGCAUUGCAGAGGCACGAAAAUUCUACAACUCAUCUGAAGCCUUUUUCGGAAGAAUUGUUGGAAGUGAAGAAUAUCGAAAAAGUUUACAUUUUCUUGGAAAUCAACUCGAGCUGUUAAAAGCAAAAAACGAUAAAUUUCAAAAUCAUUUGGAAAUGACGAUUGACUUUCAUUACGUGAAAGAUGGACAAGCAACAUUUUCCAUGAGACAUCCUGCUCAUAUAUUCCCAAAUAUGAAAAUUACCUUGUCCUAUUCCAAUGUCACCAAUAUAUUGGUGAGAUUGCAUUCUAGAAAACAUUUGCAAUUUUUGAAUGAAUCCAUUUUAGUGAGUUCUCACUUUGAUAGUGUGCCAAGCACUCAAUCCGUUUCAGGAACCAUUCCUACAUUCAUUGCACUCGAAAUGAUUAGCAAUUUCAUUCACGAUCCAGAUACUAUUCGUCACCCAGUGAUUUUUCUAUUUAACAGUGCAAAGGAAAUUGGAUUGAUUGGAUCCAAGAUUUUUGUGACUCGACAUCCUUGGGCCUCCACUGUUCGUUCAGUCAUUAAUAUGGAAUCGAUUGGAUCUGGAGCGAGUAGAGAUUUGACCUUUCAGUCAUCCAAUACCUGGAUUAUGAAACAGUUUGCAAGUGUGUGUAAAUAUCCAAUGGCAACUGCUGUGGCUCAGGAUUUCUUUAGUCUUGGUUUGAUUCCCUCUCAAAGCGAUUUUAAUGUAUAUACUUCCUAUCUUAAUUUAACGAUUGGUGGGAUUGAUUCUGUCUUUUACAGAAAUGGUUAUGUUCAUCAUACUAACAGAGACACGAUUGAAACUCUCAAUGAAAAUACCAUUCAACACAUGGGUGAAAAUUUAGUUCCUUUUAUUAAGAAAUUGGCUAGCUUUCCAACAUUCUUUCCCAAUGUAAAUACUACUCCAAAAGAAGAUGUUGUUUUUGAAGAGAUUACUACUCCUGCUGUAUAUUUUGACAUCUUGUCCUUAUUUAUUUUUUGCUAUUCCUCAAGCUCUGCACAGCCCGUCUACAAUGUUAUUAUUUUAAUUGCCCUUACAUUUAUGGUAAGAAAAAUCUAUGCAAAGGAAAAAGAGAAGAAUGAAAAUAGAAAGAAAAGAAGAAGAAGAGUUUCGAAUGCUUCAAAUGACUCGAAAUCAACCACGACAACCUCAAAUCAGGAAGAAAUCAUCAGUGAACCCAAUUCAGAAAUUGUUGCACGUAGCAUUCAUUCUGACGAGGAAGAAAGAUAUAUUUGGUCACUUCUUAAGGCAUUUGGAAUUGUUUUACUGAGUCUCAUUUCAAGCAUGCUUUUUCCUUCGCUAGUUGCUCUAACACUCGCUUUUAUUUUCAAAAAUCCAAUGUCUUGGUACGCCACUGGAUCUGUGUUUACUCUGUUCCUGUUUGCGUUCCCCUCAAUUUUAGGUAUCACGUUAGUUCUCGCAAUAUUUAGCAGCUACACAAGCUCUUUUUAUAUUUAUGUGUCUGUGUGGCUAUUCUGGGUUUUGGUGACACUUGUUUUCAACUGGUUCAAUAUUGUAUCAGGAUUCUUGCCAGUGGUUGUAGUUCUUGCACUUGUUAUUGCUUCAUCUCAUACAAUCCAAAAGUACACAAAAUGGUGGAUUCACUUGAGUAUCAUGAUGACAGGAUAUUUAAUAUUUGUGUUGGAACAUAUUUUAAUUGCAGUCGAUAUAUUCGUGCCAAUCAUGUCAAGAAGUGGAUUUGUGAAUUCUAUUUGGAAAUGUGACGUUGCUAUUGCAUGCUUUAUUGGAUUUAUUGCAUUCCUUGCCACCAAUCUUCUUUAUCCUUUUGUGAUUUCAGAGAAUCAGAGAAAAUCUCAAAUUGCAAACUCAAACAAGUUGCAUUUAUUUAUUUUCCUUUCUGUGAGUUUGAUACUCAUGAUAUUUUCAGGUCUAAUGCUCACUCCCUACUCAGAAGCAGCCCCUAAACGAGUCCUCGUUCAGAAAGUGAUUAUCUUACCUGAAGAAGAUUUUGAUGCACCAAUGUCUAUUGGUGUCAGAAAAGGAGGAAUUUCUGAAUUUUUACACAUAUCUGACACGAAUGAUGAUAGCAAUGCGAUGGAUUUGGAACCACCUGUAGAUCCGAGCAUGUCACGGCAACAGAAUACACGCAAACAAAAAACUUACAUCUCCCUUCUUCACACAGACAGUGUUCCUGUGCAAUAUGUUAUGAAUGGCAAUUUAGGAGCGAGCCAAACCAUUUCAACAAAUUCCAAAGAACAUGAGAUUUAUUUAAUACCAGCUCUUGCUAUUCAACAGGUGACCUCUAUCGAUUAUGAUAGUUUUAUUGCGAUUGAAUUUAACUCGUCAUUAUCAAAUUCAGAACAAUCAUCGUAUUUAAGAGAAAAUCCAGUGAAAACUUUAACAUUUGGAAGCAAGAACAACGUGACAGUCAUUCUUGAAUCGGAUAUAUUGGUCUUGUCACAAGAAAUUAGAAUCUAUCUCAAACCAGAACAUGUGAUUUCAUCAAGUAUCGAAAACAUGCAAUAUCGAGGUGAAUUUCUUUCCUUCUUCCAUCUUUAUGCCAGUAGUAGAGGCGAUUUUUCAAAGAUUUUACAAUUCCAUACUCUACUUGCUUCGCAUGCACCUCGUCAAUUCACUCUUCAAAUCAUUUCACAUUACACUCAAAGUGAGAGCACCAACUUUUUAUUUAAUUCUGAAAUAUUGCCUUACACAACAGAACUAUUACCUCGAAAAUUUAUUUCUCCGAUCUAUACCAUUGUGACGGAUACGAUGAAGACCAUUAAAAUUAGAUAA
Molecule: messenger RNA, 3123 nt
Organism: Naegleria fowleri
Lineage: Eukaryota; Heterolobosea; Eutetramitea; Acrasida; Naegleriidae
Exons: 1
Coding region: 1-3123 (1040 amino acids)
Biological process (GO): proteolysis
Molecular function (GO): metalloexopeptidase activity
Source: RefSeq, a predicted model, not a curated record